Molecule: messenger RNA, 3632 nt
Organism: Paramecium pentaurelia
Lineage: Eukaryota; Ciliophora; Oligohymenophorea; Peniculida; Parameciidae
Source: the annotation of a GenBank genome assembly
AUGGAACGUAAACUUUUCUUUGGAGUAGAGCAACAGUUGGAAAAUAAACAAUUUAAUUACCCAACAAACUUUAUACAAACAAGCAGGUAUCCAAUCUAUCUUAAAUGAGGUAUAAUCUAAUUACUUUCCUUCCAUAUUCAUUAGCAUUGCAAUUCUAGAGAAUGGCAAACAUUUAUUUUCUUAUCAUUGCAAUAUUGUCCUUUUUUAAAUCCAUCUCUCCCUUUAGUCCAAUAAAUUCUAUUGCACCUUUACUCUUUGUUGUAUCUUUGUCUAUGCUAAGAGAUGGAUAUGAAGAUUAUUAAAAACAUCUUAGUGAUAAUGAAUUAAAUUCAUCUCCAACUACAAUAUGGACUAAUGGAGGUUUUGUUAAAAAAACAUGGAAAGAUGUAUUAAUAGGAGACAUAAUAAAAAUUGAUGAAUUAGAAAUAAUUUCAGCUGAUUUAGUUGUUUUAUAAACAUCAUAAGAUGGGAUCUGCUUUAUUGAAACAUCAUCUUUAGAUGGGGAAAAGAAUUUGAAACCAAAAUAAGCAGUUAAAGAAACUUAAACUAUAGAAUGUAGACAAGGAAUAAUAGAAUGUAUAAACCCAAACUAAUUACUUUAUAAUUUUGAUGGAACAUUAUUUUUGGAGAGUAAGAAGAUUCAAUUAACUCAUAAGAAUUUCUUAUUAAGAGGAUCAAAAUUGAAAAAUGUAAAAUGGGUUAUAGGUGUUGUUGUUUAUACAGGAAUAGAUACAAAAGUAAUGAGAAAUUCAGAAGAACAAAAAAAUAAAAUGAGCAAUAUAGAUAAAUUGAUUAAUGUCAGAAUUAUUUACAUCUUAAUUAUGCAAGCAUUUAUUUGUUUAAUAUUAGCAAUAAUAUAUGGAAUUAAUUGUGACAUUAAUAAAAUCAAUUUUGAUUAUUUUAGUAGAAAUUUUUCUGGUUAUGAAUCUUAUAAUGGGGAUGAUAAAAUAUAUAAUCCAGACAUUCCAAAUUGUGCUCUGGCUUCAUUAAUGACUUUUGCUGCCUAUUUUCUACUUUUAAAUACUCUAAUACCUAUAAGUUUAAUAGUAUCUUUGGAAUUUGUCAAAGUAGGUUAAGGAAUAUUUAUGUAAAAAGAUAAGGAAAUGUAUACUGCUGAAAAUGAUAAAUAUGUUAAAGUGUUUAGUACAACUAUUAAUGAAGAAUUAGGAUAAGUUCAAUAUGUAUUUUCUGAUAAAACAGGAACAUUAACUUGUAAUAAAAUGGAAUUUAAAAUAUCUGUUUGUGGAAAUGAAAUCUAUGGAGAUGUAUCAAUGUUUGAUAAACAUGAAAUGAGUACAUUUGUUGGUAAUUAGAUAUUAAGAAGACAAAGUACUUUACAUUAAAGAAGAUCUACAGUUGUUAAUGAAAAAGCAGGCAUUGAAUAUACAUUCUCUGGUGCAGUCAUUUAAUCUAUUAUUACUGAAACUGAUCCUAUUAAGAAUCCUAAUAUAGAUCUUAAUGUAGAUACAUAUAUAAUCAGAAAUUAAGGAGAUUUAGUAAAAGAAAAUCUAAUGUUGUUAGCCACUUGUCAUGAAUGUGUUCUUGAAUUAUAAGAUGAUGGCACAUUCAAUUAUUAAGGACCUUCUCCAGAUGAAAUAGCAUUAGUAGAUGCAGCUAGAAGAUUAAAUAUUAUCUAUAAAGGAAUUACCAUGGGAAUGAUGGAAAUAGAUGUUCUUGGAGUUAAAGAAAAAGUUGAACUCUUAUUUUCUUUUGAAUUUAAUAGUGAUAGAAAGAGAAUGUCUGUAAUUAUUAAACAUAAGGGUGUGAUUAAAUUAUAUACCAAAGGAGCUGAUGCAAUCAUCAAAGAAAGAUUGGCUCCAAAUUAACCAUUUCUAGCUGGUAUUGAUAAAAAAUUGGAUAUGUUCUCAAGGAAAGGAUUGAGAACUUUAUGUUUAGCUAUGAGGGUUCUUGAUGAAAGAUAAUUUAAUUAAUUUUCAUAAGCUAUGAAUGAUACUCUAGGUGGUAAUGAUACUGAAAAAUAAUAAACUGAAUUAAUUAAUCAAAUUGAAAGGAAUUUAACACUUAUAGGAGCUACAGCUGUAGAAGAUAAAUUAUAAGAAGAUGUUCCAGAAACAUUAGCUGAUUUUCUUAAAGCAAAUAUAAAUGUAUGGAUGUUGACAGGAGAUAAAUUAGAAACUGCUGAAAAUAUUGGUAGAUCUUGUAAUUUGUUAUAAGAAUAAAUGGAUGUUUUCUUUUUAACUCCUGGUUGUGAUAUACUCUCUAUAUUUAAUUAAAUUGCAGAUCAUGUUAUAUAGAAACCUGAUACAAAGAGAGCUAUGAUUAUAGAAGGUAUUGUUUUGGCUGAAUUAAGUGAGAAUGAUAAUCUAACUAAAUAUUUAAUCUUACUAGCUCCUCAUCUACAUACUGUUAUUUGUUGUCGUGUUACACCAAAAUAAAAAGCUGACAUGGUUAGAUUAGUGAAAAAUGAAUUAGGAAAGAUUACUCUAGCUGUUGGUGAUGGUGCUAAUGAUGUUAAUAUGAUCUAAGAGGCACAUAUUGGUAUUGGAAUAUAUGGACAAGAAGGUAUGAGAGCUGUUUAAGCCAGUAAUUAUGCUAUUGGUUAAUUUAAAUGUCUUUGGAAAUUAGUUUUAUAUCAUGGAAGAUAAAAUUAUAUUCGUAUUUCUGAAAUGAUUUUAUACUUCUUUUACAAAAAUAUCAUUUUUACUAUCCCUCAAUUCUAUUUUGCCUUCUUUUGUGGAUUAACUGGAACUAGUGUUUUUGAUGAAUUGUAAUAUAUUUUAAUCAUUUAAUUUAGCUUUGUCUCAUUUUACAAUACAGUAUUUACAUUCUUACCUGUAGUCAUAAGAGCCAUUUUUGAUGAAGAUGUUUUCUAUACACAAUAAAGAAAACAAACAAUAUUAGGAAGUAAAAGAAUAACUGAAGGAGAAGAAGAAAAUGAUAUACUUAGAUAAAGUUAUCCAUUACUUUAUUAUAUUGGAUAAAAAAAUACUAUUUUUACAAGUGAAAAGUAUAUAAAUUUUAAUAUUUUUAGAUUUUUUAAAUGGUUUUCAAUUGGAAUUUUUUAAGGAUUAGCAUGUUUCUUUUCAUUUUACUUUGAAUUAAAUGAUACUACAUUUAUUAAAUAAACUGGAUAUAAUAAUGAUUUAUGGUUCUUUAGUAUGUCUAUGUCUACUGCUAUCAUGAUAGUAAUCAAUUAAAUUUAAUAUUAGCUUGUUACAUUAAAAUUAGCUUUAAAUACUCAAUUUUGGACUAUAAUUACAUGGGUUGCAUAUUUAGGAACCAGUUUAGGUACUUAUUUUGCCUAUAUGUGGGUGUCUAAUAUUAUUCCUAAAUCUGCAAUAUAUGGAACUACUUAGAUGUUAUUUUCAAGUUAUGCCUUUUAUUUAAGUCUUGCAUUGUCUGUAUUAUCAAUGUUUAUUCUUGAUUUAUUGAUGUUUACAAUUAAAGCAUCAAAAGAUACUUUAUUGAACUAUAUGAAAAGAUAGGCCAGAUAAAAAUAAUAAUUAGAUUCAGCUAAAAUAUUAAAAUUAGAAAAAAAACUCAAGGAACAAAUAUCAGAGAUGGAAAUGCCACACUUUGAAUUAAAUUAAAAAAGAAGUUUGAUUAAUUCUAAUCUAUCUCAAAGUUAGAGUGGAUUAAAAUAAGGAUCAAGUAAGGAUAGUUAUUUAUGA